ACCUCCCUCAGCUAAAAUCACUGCAAAGCAACACACAUCACAAGAAAUUAUAUCCAGCAUUACACGAUCCUUUUUUUUGCAUACAAAACGUAUUGUGGAACAUGGAAACCCGUUACGAUUGGUUGGUUCACAAAUUACUCGAGUUUAAGGCACGACACGUGUGCUGACACACUGGAUGAUGAACGAUAAAAUGAGUUGAUCUCGUCUGCAGGCUGAGACAAUCAAUGAAGUUGCAUUUUAUAUAGCGCUUUUCAAGCUGCAACAGCCACUCAAAGCGCUUUACAUUUCUAGUCAAAUCUCAAUGUGCGGGGUGUGCCUUUAUUGAGCUUAUCUGGCUUCCGAGCCAAAGGUUGUUGCUUGGCUAUUGACGAGAAAGUCCAGUGGUUUAACUACGGUCACUGUUAGGGCCGAGGCAGGAGACAGUGCUGUGGUGCUAAAACGGGUUUAUUCGUCUUGGCCAAAAGGUCGGCAACAGAAAAAGGCAGGAGGCGGUGACUGAAGGCAGGAGGCGGUGACUGAAGGCAGGCUGGCGCCUUCCCGGGAUCUGGGCUGAAGCAACGAGGCCCUGGAUCUGGAAAGGGGGAAGAGUUCGGUCAAGAAACAAACAAGCAAACGGCGAGAACGCGUUCUCGGGAAACUUUUGCUGGAUAGGGUACGCGGGCACUACCGAUGAGACGGAAUUAUCUGGCAAGGUGGUGAAGACUGAACCAGGCUUUUAUGGAGGAGAGACGAAAUGGCCCUCUCUGGCUGGGUGUGUGUGGUGACAGGAGCCUCCAGGGGAAUCGGCCGAGGAAUAGCUCUCCAGUUAUCUGAAGCAGGGGCCACGGUGUACAUCACAGGCCGCCAGGAAAAAACUCUCAAACAGACAGCGGCAGAGGUUAAGGAGAGGGGUGGUAACUGUGUGCCAGUUGUCUGUGAUUCUUCAAAGGACGACGACAUUGAAGCGUUAUUUGAACGGAUCAAACAUGAGCAGAAUGGCAGGCUGGACAUCCUUGUUAAUAAUGCCUAUGCUGGAGUGCAGGCCAUAUUUGAGAAUACGGGGAAGAAGUUUUGGGAGAUGGAUCUGUCCAUAUGGGAUUCUCUAAACAACACAGGCCUCAGGGGCCACUAUUACUGCACAGUUUACGCCUCACGAUUGAUGGUCGCACAAGGCCGAGGUUUGAUUGUUGUCAUCUCCUCUAUGGGAGGGCUAAGAUAUCUCUUCAAUGUGCCAUAUGGUGUUGGUAAAGCUGCAUGCGACAGGCUAGCAGCCGAUACUGCCUUUGAGCUGAAAAGCAGAGGGGUUGCUUCUGUUAGCCUGUGGCCGGGAGCCGUGCAGACAGAGUUGGUGACGCAGUUUGUUGUGGAGAAUGAUAGUCCUCAUGGUGUUGAUCCUAAGUUCAAGGAAGUGUUUGCCAGGGGAGAAACAACAGAGCUGAGUGGCAAGUGCAUUGUAGAGCUGGCAAAAGAUAAAAAUCUGAUGUCACUGACAGGAAAAGUUCUAAUGACUUGUGAUCUGGCAAGGCGCUAUGGGAUACAAGACAUUGACGGCCGGAGUGUGACUGAUUACACCUCCCUAAAAUUCCUGAUGACACGAGUUCCAUAUCUGGCAUGGCUUUCGCCUUUUGUACCUUCAUUUCUGCGGCUGCCCCGGUUUGUUCUCACCCUCGCCAGCGGACGAUUCUGAACAUUUCCUCUAUCCCCCGCUUAUGAGGGAAGUAAUGAGAUGCAUUUCCGCCUACUUGUUUUCAGUUAAUGCUCACUCCGUUACAUUCCGACUGUAACAGCCAUUUAUUUAUGUGUUUAUUUUGAGUCAAUUCACCUUUUGGUCAGUAGGUGACAGUUUCUUAUUGUGGGAAGUGCAUUUAUACAAGUGGGUUAAUGAGGUCAGGGGUGGAUGCUAGGUGGCAUACAGUUGGCUGCGUCCGAGGCGUCAAGGACAGAGUAGCAGUGUAAAGUUACUAUAGGCUACCUAACUGUGAGAAAGAUGAAGUGUGAUGUACUUGAAUGCAAAGAAACGCUGUAAAAGAAGUGUGUGAGUAAUAAAUGAAGAAGCAAAUCAA
Molecule: messenger RNA, 2042 nt
Organism: Lampris incognitus (smalleye Pacific opah)
Lineage: Eukaryota; Metazoa; Chordata; Actinopteri; Lampriformes; Lampridae
Gene: dhrs1
Product: dehydrogenase/reductase (SDR family) member 1
Exons: 9
Coding region: 734-1666 (310 amino acids)
Source: RefSeq, a predicted model, not a curated record